AUGGCGGAGGAUCUAGAGCAGUUCAGGGCGAGGCUCAACGGAGCUGCAAUAUCAACCUAUAUACUCGUCAUGUUGGUCGUGCCUCUCAAGUUAUGGUGUCGGACUGCUGUAUCCGGAUGGAAGGGUCUAGGGUUGGACGACUACCUUUGUGUAUUGGCACUAGCUUGUGCCAACGUAUUCUUCUACAUUUGCAUGUGCGGCAUGUGGCCGUACCUUGCUCGACAUGCUCUCGAGGAUGUGCCGCUUCCACAGGUCAUUGACUUUCUUCGCUUUCUAUUUGCUGGUCAGUUGUUCUACGUGAUCUCUCUGGCCAUGAUCAAGUACACUAUCCUGGCAUUCUACUGGCGGCUGUUUUCGUUGCGAGCAAGAAUCCCAAUUUUCAUUGGCCUCUUUAUCGUGACGGCCUGGGCUAUAUCGAUCAUCUUCCUGGUGAUCUUUACGUGCUCGCCCAUUUCUGCACAAUGGGAUCUCACCAUUACAGAUUCGAAAUGCAUCUCCCUGGGGGUGGUGUAUAUCUCCGGGUCAACGCCCAACGUGAUUACAGACUGGUUGAUCCUGCUGGCGCCGAUCCCAUACGUGGCACGGCUACACGCACCACUUGCGCAGCGACUCGUUCUUGCAGGCAUGUUCAUGCUCGGCUGCUUUGUGGCCAUUGUUUCGAUCAUCCGCCUCACCAUUCUCGUCGGCAUCCCGCUUUCGUCGAGCGAUGUUACCUACAAUACCAAGGAAGUCAUUGUCUGGUCCACCGUCGAGAUCAAUAUCGGUCUCGUCAGCGCUUGUCUACCGUCCAUGAAACCGGCGCUGCAUCUGCUUGGAAUCGACCGCUUCGUGCCAGGCGUCGCAGGGAGCCCGAAUCAUAACCAACAGCAACAGCAGCAGCAGCAGACGCCCGGAGCCGGCGUCGGACCUUUCCCGCCCACCAUUGGCGCAGCGCCGAGCGAGAGGUCCAAAGGGCCAGGAGGGAAAAAGUCAAAGAGCAGUUUGGGCAUUGGGAGGUCACGGUCCCGCAAGACGGUCGGCGUCGGUCUCUUUUCGAGUCUCACCGGGCUGACCAAGCUGGACGACGACGAGUACGAGGAUGAUAGCUUCCAAAUGAUUGGGCAAGCGCAUGCGCGGCACGGCAAGACGGAGAUUAAUGUCGAGUCGUCGGGGCGGCGCGGUGGGGAUCAAACCAGCGACGAGGAGUCCGAAUCGGGACGGGGGCAGAAGCACCUCCAAGUCGAUGGGGGCAUUAGCGUGCAAAAGGAUUGGAGGGUCAUGAGGGACGAGAAGAGGAGGAGUCAGCGCGCGAGCCAGUGCAUUGGUUAG
This is a messenger RNA of Pestalotiopsis fici W106-1, 1308 nucleotides long. RefSeq lists its product as uncharacterized. NCBI's taxonomy places the organism in Eukaryota, Fungi, Ascomycota, Sordariomycetes, Amphisphaeriales, Sporocadaceae. The transcript has 3 exons. The record is from RefSeq and is a predicted model, not a curated record. Bases 1 to 1308 code for a protein of 435 amino acids.